Messenger RNA from Didymodactylos carnosus, 2754 nucleotides. Lineage: Eukaryota; Metazoa; Rotifera; Eurotatoria; Philodinida; Philodinidae. The record is from the annotation of a GenBank genome assembly.
UAAGACCUAAUUCAAAAAUCGACGCCGGUCAGUCGAUGUAGUUUCUUUUCCUCUUUUAAACAAAAAAAGAAUGAACUCUCUACGACAAACCGCUAUUAAAAAUCUUGGAACGUACUUCAGGUGUAACUCUUAUACAUUGGAUUCGUCCGGUCUCCCGAAGAUGCCCUGAUCGUGUGAAAAUUGUAAUAGAAAUGACGGGUGCUUCGAGCACGCCGUUAGUGUUGUUAAUUCAGUAGAUGUUCCAAUUUUUCAUCGCUGAAUAGAAGAGCUGCAGUGUUAUCUGCGUGAAGCGAGGGGCGUUUUGCCGUCCUUUAAUCCCGUUACAUCACUCGCAAACGGUAAGUGCAGUGCUCAAUAGUGCUCUAACAAAAUGCAAAACCGGUCAUGUGUCGAGAGUAUCGCAACAUUCCUGUAAGUGGUUGAUUCUACCUCGUUUUUCUAGCGAUCCUCGCGAUUUCUUUUAAAGUCUUUUAAAUGUGUACAUGAUCAGAUCAAUGAGCUCCGUAUUUCAAACAUUUGUUUUAUUUAUGACUAACAUUGACAAAAAAAGAAGGGUUCUGAAUAUGGCUGCCGUCGACCGUUCUAGGAGCAUCUCACUGCACUGGCGGCUAGAAAGACGGGCGUUGAGCCUUAAGUCACUGUCCAUCGCAGACUACCACGUGGACUUUUAAUUACUCAAUAGCCGGAAUCCAGUGUCCCGACUAGUCCCAAGUCUCUCUUUCUAUAUCUUAAUAAUAUUUCUAACAGAAUGAUUCAAUGGUGUUACUAAUUCGAUCUCAAACUCCGGAUGCUAUCUGGAGUAACCUACUGUGCAUAAGUUAUGAGACAAAUGUCGAAGUAAGCCAUUUUUCACUAGAAUGAGAUAGAGACUUCAUUCUUUGGUCAUUAGAAAGAGCGAAGCCUCAGCUUCCAAAUGCAUGUUUUGAAAAAACACUCUGAUAAAGUUAAGUUAAUUAAAUAUAAAUGUUAAAAGAACAGCCCAAAACGGCUUAUUAAAAGACAAUUUUAAGUGAGUUAGACUCGCUGGAUCUACGCUAAGUUUUUGGAAGUCACGGUAAGGUGCCAAAUACGAUCAGUUCAACAGGUCGUAUCACUUUACUCUAUAUCCUCUGAAAUUUUCAGCUCCCCACCUCGUUGUAUGAUACUUAUACGGUAGUUUUAAAGAAGAAAAGCGCAAAAAAAAAGGUUGAUAAAUGUUACAAGGCGUUUUUGACGAUUCUUUUAAUAUUUAAAUUUAAUUAACUUAACUUUAUCAAAAUGUUUUUCCAAAACGGGCAUUUUGAAGCUGAGACUUUGCUCUUUCUAAUGAUGAAAGAAUGAAGCCUCUAAUUCAUUCUGGUGAAAAACGGCUCACCUCGACAUUUGUCUCAUUACUAAUGCACAGUAGGUUAUUCCUAUUAAUAUUCAAAUCUAUAUUUACUACAUCGUUUUUAUCCUCUUUUUGUCAGAAAUCUAUUGAAUGGAAUGAUUAUAAAUCGAUUUAUAUAUUAUCUUAUCUUAUUUUUAUUAAUUCAAAUAAUUGUUUAUGUAGAUUCAAAAGGAUAUUGGAAUAAACUUAUUUAUGAUGAUACUUCUUGUUUAAAAGCAUCAACUCCUAUUUAUAAUGAUUCAUUCUCUGUAUUUAUAAUGAUUAAAGAUCGAUUCUCCUAUAGACAAACGUUAAAAAAUUUUAUUCAUAUUUUAUAUAAUAAUUCAAAACAACUCAAAAACCAACCAGAAUUAGUAUUAUUUGAUUUUAAUAGUCAUAUUCCUGUACAAAUUCCUUCACCAUACAAUAAUAUAUCUAAAUAUCCUCAUAUUAAAUUGAUUCGAUUUGAUUGUUUAAUUCCUUGUAUUUCUAAAGAUGAAACAUGUAAUUUAUGUUUGUAUCCUUAUCAUUAUUUUAAUUGUUGGGUUGCAUUAACUUUAUCUCUAUGUCAUCUUAAAUACGAUCGAAUUAUACAUUUUGAAAAUGAUUUAUAUCCAAAUAAUUUGUUUAAUUUAUAUAAUUAUAUAGGUCCACAAAGUUGGACAUUUCGAACUCCUGAUAAAUAUUAUACUUUUAGUUUUUCAACAACUCGUAAAAUUUUAAUUGAAUUUUUAUAUGUAUUACCAGAUUUUCUAGUAGAAGAUGCUGAUACAUCUUUAGGUUCUGAUCAACCUUUUAUAUAUUAUACGAAUCUUACAAGAUGUCCAGAAUAUCUUCUACAUCUUGAACAUGAGGGAGGAAUGAAGGAUGGUGAUCCUGUUAAAUCACGCAUACGAAGUCAAUGGCGAUUAUAUUUAUAUUUACAACGAUAUGGUAAUCCUUCUGGAGGAAAUAUUCAAAAAGGUGGUAUUGGAGGAAAUAAUCAAAAAUAUUAUUGUAAUGAUAAGAAUAUUACUUGCAACUUAAUCUUUCGUAAAUUUAUUAGCUUUUGGGAGCUUUACUGUAUUAGAAAGAACGAUAUAAUUGAAUUAAGUAGUUUCGUUCAUCCACCAAGAGCUGUUAAACUGUUUAUGGAAACUGUUUGUAUUUUAUUCAAACAAAAUCAACCACAUGAAUGGCGUACAUGUCAACAUUUACUUCGUGAUAUAAAUUUCUUACAAAUGUUAGUAAAUUUCGAUUAUGAAAAUGGAGUUAGUGAUGAAAUAAUGCAAGAAUUAAAAUCCUACAUAGAUCAACCUGAAUUUCAACCAGAAACGGUUGGUAACGCAUCGGCAUCAGCAAAAUCAAUAUGUAACUGGGUACAUGCAAUUUAUGAAUAUCAAAAUAUAAAAAGGUCAAUGGUAUAA